Molecule: messenger RNA, 1073 nt
Organism: Bursaphelenchus xylophilus (pine wood nematode)
Lineage: Eukaryota; Metazoa; Nematoda; Chromadorea; Rhabditida; Aphelenchoididae
Source: the annotation of a GenBank genome assembly
AUGAGUGUUCGGACCAUCUGUGAAUGGGCUAAGGUCACAGGCCGGUGGACGAGAUAUUCGGUGACUGAGAGAUUGGAGAAUCAGGGGGGCGAUGUUGUCUUUGUUAUACCUGGUAGGAGACUUUUCUGAGUAAAACGUUCUGCAAUUGCAGGGAAUCCCGGUAAUGAUCUCUUCUACACUCGAUUCUGUGAACUCCUUCUCGAGAAAUCAGAGAAGGUCUCCAGAAUAUUCUCCAUCGCCCACCUUAAUCACGUUCCCCUCCCCCCUGGUCUUAGAAGAUUGGAUCCUUUCCAAGUAAAAGGUAUUUUUUUGAUUUGGGUUUCAUUUCUAACAACGGGGUUUAGAACGCUAUGGCCUGAACCAACAGAUUGAUCAUGCUUAUGACUUCUUCAGUCAAAUUGUUGCUGAACAAAUGUCGGAUAAGAAGGUGACCAUUAUUGGGCAUUCAAUUGGCUCAUAUAUUGGCACGGUGUAAGUGAAAUAUAAAAAAUAUUACUGUAGGUGUAGAUUAAAAGGACGGUUGGAACGAGAUGGCUACUCUGUUAAUCUGAUCGGUCUCUUUCCUACCUUGGUUGAUAUGGCCAAUACACCCGCUGGGCAUAAAGUUGGGUCUCUGGUGAGGGUGAGUUACCUUGUACAUGACAUCAGCCUUCUGUCAGUUUGUCGCCGAUCAUCCAAAGUUUGUUCGCUUUGCUGCUUGGAUCUUCAAAUGGUUUCCAAUAGAACUUAAACGUCUUCUAGUCCGUCCUUGGGUUAAAGGAGCUCCAGAGGAAGUUAUUCAAGCAUCUGCAGAACUUGUUGAUGGUCUUGUCAUCACGAAUGUUGGAUACAUGGCUAACGACGAAUUGGACAAUGUAAAUGACUUAAAUCCUAAGGUGGAAGCCGAGUUAUCCAAGGGAAAUGUCCAUCUCUAUUAUGGCCUUUUCGAUCCUUGGGUUCCUCUCAAAUUUGCUCAAGAAAUGUCGAAGAUCAUAGGCCAAGAUCGCGUCAUCAUUGAUGACACCGGGGCCGAGCAUGCAUUUGUGAUACGACAAUCUGAAGUAAUUGCUUCCAAGGUCGAGGUCCUUAUUUAA